UAAUGACUUCUCGGAUUAUGUACGGUGUAAUGUUAAUUCGUAAUUAGAUCUAAUUAGCACCACCUGCUUUUGGUUGCUAUAUAAGGUCGGAUCACCGAUCUGUUGGCAGACGAAAAUGUUUCGAGCUCUGCUGAUUCUUGUGGUGGGCGUGACCACCAUCUGGGCGAUAAACUACGAUGUGCUGAUCGAGGAUCCGGAUAUCUAUUUGCCGUGCACCGAAAGUCCACCCGGUUCCAUUAGCAUCCACGACCUUUUCGAUUUGAGGAACCUCACAUUGGAGCUGGAGGAAGAUGGCAUUCAUGUUUCCGGGAGUGCCACCGUCAAAUGGGAUUUGCCGGCCACCGAUCGGAUAUCCGCCAGUUUCAGUGUAAUGCAAUACAACCGCGGCACCUGGGAACCUACGGUAUUCAACGUCAAUUCUCCGGAUUUUUGUAAAGCUAUCUUCGAGAAAGAUGAGUAUUGGUACAAAUAUUGGUUUAAGAAUCUUCGUAACACAGAGGAAAUUCGAGAGAAGUGCAUAAAAAAAAAGGGUACUCUUCUGCUUUUUGAUCCGUUUGUUAUGGAACUGCAACUGAACCAGGUUACAGGUCCCAACUUAAGGGGCCGCUAUAAAGCCGUGAUCACCUUUGAUGCCUUCGACGAAUAUAAUGUACGACGUAACACCUCAGUGUGUUUUGAGAUCAGAGGCGACCUUCAGAAGACGAGCUAAACACAUUCCGAACUCUGAACUACAUUACCCAUAUUUUGUUACCCUACGUUAUCUUAAUCGUUCAAAAAUAUAUUAUAUUCAAACAUAUUAACUUAUGCUGCAAAAAUAAAAAUAGAACUGUUUUUUUGUAAUCCUGUUACUAAUAGAAUUAAAGGGUUUAAGAUCACAUUAAAAACGGGCU
Messenger RNA from Drosophila ficusphila, 890 nucleotides. RefSeq lists its product as uncharacterized. The record is from RefSeq and is a predicted model, not a curated record. Bases 116 to 709 code for a protein of 197 amino acids. NCBI's taxonomy places the organism in Eukaryota, Metazoa, Arthropoda, Insecta, Diptera, Drosophilidae. The transcript has 3 exons.